Molecule: messenger RNA, 4579 nt
Organism: Lethenteron reissneri (Far Eastern brook lamprey)
Lineage: Eukaryota; Metazoa; Chordata; Hyperoartia; Petromyzontiformes; Petromyzontidae
Gene: CUL2
Product: cullin 2
Biological process (GO): ubiquitin-dependent protein catabolic process
Cellular component (GO): cullin-RING ubiquitin ligase complex
Molecular function (GO): ubiquitin protein ligase binding
Source: RefSeq, a predicted model, not a curated record
AGUUGGUAUCGCCCAAUGGCCGCGCUCAGUUGGGGUUGAAGGCGCGCACUCGCCGUCACUCCCAAUCUCGCCUUUCUUGUCAGGGGCUUUUCUCUUUUCUCAAGUGUCGCCGUAUCCGCACGUCGUCGUUAUCAGGGAGUCGUCGUCGCCGCCGACGCAAAGACGUCCCUCUUGCACGGUGCACCUCUUUGCGAUGUCCCUGAAGCCACGAGCCGUAGACUUCACCGAGACGUGGAACAAGCUGCUGACCACCAUCCGCGGCGUCAUCACCCUUGGCCAUGUCGAGCGUAUCACAUGGAACGACAGAUUUUCCGAUGUGUAUGCCCUGUGUGUGGCAUACCCGGAGCCCCUGGGAGAUCGGCUCUACUCUGAAACCAGGGCCUUCCUGGAGGAGCACGUGCAAAUACUCCACAAGAAAGUGGUGGAGUCAGAGGAGAGGAUACUUAUAAUGUACCAUGGAUAUUGGGAGGAAUACAGCAAGGGCUCGGAUUACAUGGACUGCUUAUACAGGUACCUGAACACGCAGUUCAUCAAGAAGAGUAAGCUGAGCGAGGCCGAUAUCCAGUAUGGGUACGGCAUGGACAGCAGCGAGCAGCUCAUGGAGAUUGGAGAGUUGGCGCUGGACAUCUGGCGGAGAUUGAUGAUCGAGCCACUGGAGGGAAGUCUGGUCAGGGUACUGCUGAAAGAAAUUAAAAAUGAUCGAUCUGGAGAAAAUCCCAAUCAGAAAGUAAUCCACGGGGUUAUCAACUCUUUUGUUCAUGUUGAACAGUACAAGAAGAAGUUUCCGCUAAAAUUUUACCAGGACGUGUUUGAGAGCGCGUUUUUGGUGGAGACUGGAGAGUAUUUUAAGCAAGAGGCAUCCCGACUGCUCCAGACCUGCAACUGCUCACAGUACAUGCAGCAGGUGCUGGGCAGGCUGAAGGACGAGGAGGUGCGAUGCCGCAAGUACCUGCACCCUAGCUCCUACAGCAAGGUGAUCAGCGAGUGCCAGCAGCGCAUGGUGGCCGACCACCUGCAGUUCCUGCACAGCGAGUGCCAGACCAUCGUGCGGCAGGAGCUCCGUGACGAUAUGGCGAACAUGUACACGCUGCUACGGACGGUGCCGCAGGCGCUUCAGCACAUGGUCACAGAGCAGCAGGAGCACAUCCGCCAGGAAGGACUCAAGGCCAUCAGCAACCUCUCCCACGAGAACAUGCCAACACAGUUUGUCGAGUCGGUUCUGGAAGUGCACAGCAAGUAUGUGCAGCUCAUCACGAGUGUCCUCAGCGGAGAUCAGCAGUUCAUGAGCGCACUCGACAAGGCCUGCUCGGCUGUCGUAAACUACAGAGAACCGAAAUCGCUUUGCAAGUCACCAGAACUGUUGGCGAAGUACUGCGACGGAAUGCUGAAGAAGACAGCCAAGGGCAUGACCGAGAACGAGGUUGAUGACAAACUCUCCAACUCCAUCGUCGUCUUUAAGUACAUUGAUGACAAGGACGUCUUCCAGAAGUUUUAUGCCAGAAUGUUGGCCAAGAGGUUAAUCCACGGGCUUUCCAUGUCAAUGGAUUCAGAAGAGUCCAUGAUCAACAAACUGAAGCAGGCAUGCGGGUACGAGUUCACCAGCAAGCUGCACCGCAUGUACACAGACAUGAGUCUGAGUGCCGACCUCAACAACAAAUUCGGCAACUUCAUCAAGGAGCAGGAGACACCCAUCGAUCUUGGCGUCGGCUUCCAGAUAUACGUGCUGCAGGCGGGCGCGUGGCCUUUGUCCCAGCUUCCUUCCACGCCGUUCGUCAUCCCCCAGGAGCUGGAGAAGUGCGUGCGGAUGUUUGAAAUUUUCUACAACGAUAGCUUCAAUGGCAGGAAGCUGACAUGGCUGCAUUACCUUUGCACAGGUGAAAUGAAGAUGAACUACCUUCCCAAGCCCUACGUGGCGACGGUCACCACCUACCAGAUGGGCGUGCUGCUGGCAUUCAAUGGUGCCGAGCAGGUGACAUACCGAGAGCUUGAGUACAGCACGCAACUCAACGAGCGCGAGCUGGUCAAGACCAUCCGCUCGCUCAUCGACGUAAAGCUCGUCAACAGCAGCGGCAAGGAGGAUGAGAUAACACCAGAGUGCAUAUUCUCCCUAAACAUGGAGUUCAGCAGCAAGAGGACAAAGUUUAAAAUCACAUCGGCCAUGCAGAAAGACACUCCCCAGCAGGAGGUUGAGCAGACCCGCAGUGCCGUGGACGAGGAUCGUAAGAUGUACCUGAAGGCGGCCAUCGUCCGAAUUAUGAAGUCACGCAAAGUGCUCAAGCACAACGCCCUCAUCCAGGAGGUGAUAAGUCAAUCGAGAGCACGGUUCAUACCCAGCGUGAGCAUGAUCAAGAAAUGCAUCGAAGACCUCAUCGACAAGCAGUACAUUGAACGUAACCAGAAUUCCACGGACGAGUACAACUACGUUGCCUAAGCGACAGGCUGGCCAGCUGGCAGAGGACGGACGGACGGACAGGCAAGCAAGGAAGCGAGCGAGCAACACGCCAUAUACGAACGCACGCAACAGGCUGGGGAAGUUGUGGGGCUCGGACCCCCCCCCCCCCCCACUCUGCUCCUACAUCCCAUCCUCCCAGCUUGUUUUAAACGCAAGCAGAUAACGCGCAAGCAAUCACGCAGUUCACAUCCUCCCAAGCCUAAAUUGAAAGUUAAGUGGGUAAAAUGUGCGCAUCGAAAAGUAUGCGAAUGGAUCGCUUUGGAGUAAUACGCUCGCAAAUAUGGGGUGUUUUGUCCAAAAAGAAGCGUUGGUUUUCUUAAUUCACUUUCUACGUUUGCACUGGUUCUAUUGAGAAUUUGUGUUUAUCUUACAGAGUGUUGUGUGUCCCGGUGUGUUGGGCCUGAGGUUUCGGGAGGUUCACCGUAUUUGCUUUAAUUCUGCCUGCUUGACCCACCGACUGGGGAUUCUUGAUACAGGUGAAAGUUUAAACUUUGCUGUGAGCGUUGAGUUGCCUGUACCACCAGUGCAGGGCAUUUCUUUUCAUUAAGGUCAUGAUUUUACAAGCGUUUUCUUUGACGUUGCCCUGCCAAAAUCCCUGAAACACUGCUGACUGCUUUUCCUGCAUUUCUAUGAAAGCAUUGAAAUCACAUCGAUGUUUGAAGGUGUUGAAAGCACUUAAAACAAGUCCAUUACUGUAAUGCUAUCGAAAACGUUCUAAAAGCGCACGGAAUAAAUACGUUAUUUAAAAUUUUUAUUUGCUUCAAUGCCUUUUGUUUGACGCUCCAGUGAAUGCCACAAUGUCAAAUUCACAUCUUGUUAGAGUAACAUUUUAUUUGAUCACCACCAUCGUUAGGUUACAACUCACUUCUGCAAGCGUUUACAAACAUUGGUUUCAUGCUGCAGUGACAAAACAAAGCACAUGUUUAAACGAGUGUCUUGAAACUGCACUGCCAUUUCUAAAGGGUCCUUAUGGCUUCCAUCUGAGUAUAAUUUAGACUUUAACAUAAAUGCUUUGGGUGUAAAAAACUAACUUGUUUAUAUUCCUGAUCCAGCCUUAAACUAUUCAUGCAAGUGCAUUCGACAAAAAGCAGCAAUGUCCCACUAACCUUUUAAUGGCAAGUCAUGAGUCGUCUUAACACGUUAAUGUGUUGAGGUUAAAAUGAAAAUGUCACUUGAACAGGGAUGCACGGAAUUUCAGUAUCCACCUGGGUGUUAAAUAGAGUUAGCGAUCCUAUCGUCCUUGCUUUGGCAGAAAAUGUAUUUGCACGUUUCCAGAAAUUUAACUUACGAAUGAUCCAAGUUGGGAAUUUCAUUUUUUUAAAAGAUCUUUGCCAGUUUAAAAGUGCCGAAUUUGCGUUCACCUGUAAACGUUUGCUUCACCUGUACGCGCGUCAACGCGGCCACACUUUCACUCUCUUGUUGGUGAACGUUCAGUUUAACCGAUGUGCACGUGGAAGUGUGUUUGAAGUGACAACAUGUUUCCUUUCGUCGCUCAAUAAACACACGUGUAGGAAUUUUACUCAUGUAUUUUUUCCCUUCUUUCAAAAUGCUCAUUAAAUGUCCUUUGCUGUGUCUGAUCAGUGGCGUAGCAUUCAGAUUAAAAAAUUUCAGUCGUCCGUAAUUGAUUGGCAACUUGUAAUUUCCAAUUUUUUGUAACUUCAUGGUGUUUACUUUUGUACAAAACUAAAAAAAACCACGAAAAAAAUCUAUAAAUGUUCGUCUCAGGUUUUUCACUCAUCCACCUAAGCAGGCACGUGUUAUGCUUUUCUGAUAUUACAGCAGUUACAUUUUCAAUUUGUUUAGGUUCUUUUGUUUUUUUUCCCUUCCUACGCACCCCUGACACAUUGGGUGGCGUAUGUUUAUGUAAAAUAAAAUUGUGUACAGACUCUCGACACGAGCUCCUGUCAUGAGCCUAUGAAUGCCUGCCCAUGGUGGUGUAAACUGCAUGUGGGACGUUUCUUUGAUGGGUGGUUGACAGGCCUGAGUAGGUGGGUGGGUGUUUGGCCUAAAAAUAAUGCGAUUUCAGAAAUGGGUGUGUUUUGCCGGAUUAUUAUAUUUGAAAUGUAUAAUAACUCAUGAUAACCGUAAUGUUAAUAAAAACGAAAAAUAAACAUUUCGUGGAUACCA